AUAUAAUAGCCUAAUUACGGGAAAUAUUAAGACAUUCGCUUGCUUAAAAUAACACUGAAACUUUUUUAUACAAUUUUCCAAUACGUUUUUUAUAAAUUUGGCGCAUAAAGAAAAUUAGUGCAACACCAAAAACCAAAAAGUCUAGAAUCUAGAAUAGAGAAAACUGUGGGAGACCUUUGUUAUUCAUUUUCAGCAUUCAGUUGAGAAGUUGCGAUUGUUAUCAAUCAGCGUCUGACGAGCAAAUUGAUCAGUUGAGUGUUUAUCAAUGCCUAAGAUGAUCUCAUUUUUGAAGUGGUGAUUUGACCGUAGUAGUUUGUGUCCUUAAAAUAUUUAUCAGAUUAUUUUUGGAUAUAAUUGUUAUGAUGUGAAAUAGGUGCACUGGCAUACAAUGAAAUUUAUUAAGUGAGUGAAUGAAGAUUAGUUAUAUACAAGAUGUCAUCAGUAGGUCAACUAGUGCCACAGGUGACAAGAGGGCCACCCAAUAUGACAAUCAAAUAUAAUGGUCCCCACAUUGAGGGAUCAUUUUGCACUUCAAUUGAUUACAACUAUGAUCCAAUCAUCAGUGUUAUAUGUGCAAUGUAUAUUGUCUUUGGCAUUGUAUAUACAUUGUUCGGUUAUAGAUGCUUUAAAGCAAGCAUGUUUCUAACGGGCUUUACAUUUGGCUCUGCCAUUGUAUACCUAAUUUGCUUGCAAGAAUAUCUAAUGCCUCCAUAUGGCAAUGUUGGAGUGGCGCUGUGUGCUGGUUUACUCUUCGGGCUGAUUACGAUGUUGAUACAGUAUGUUGGACUAUUCAUGACUGGAUUCCAUACUGAAUAUAAAAUUAACGAGAUUUAUUCUUUGUUCCAGUAUUGGUUGUGUGUGGUAGCAUUGCUUUGUUCGGGAAUUUUCUUUGCCGUCAUCAACCUGUAUUGGAAAAAAGUGUUGACAAUAUUUGGCACCAGUGUAUACGGCGGUGCGGUGAUAGCUACUACCCUCGAUUACUUCUUCGAAAGGAUGAUGAUGCUUAAAUGGCUAUGGGAGCGUGCUAAGCUGGAGCCGGCGGUGCCCCCACCGUGCCGGCUCUCCUGGCUGACGCUAGCCGCUUGGCCAGCCGCUGCCAUCGUUGGCCUCACUGCCCAAUGCGCGCUCACCGCCACUGGAAUAUACCAUGAGCAAAGUAUAAGUGCUCAAAAACGACGACUGAAGGCGCAACAAGCUCGGCCGGUGACUCGUGAGCAACGCGCCGAGAUGAAGCAACGCAAGUACAGAUACCUCUAUCAAGUCCGCACAGCGCAUGGUGACGUCAUCUCACAGUCGUACGUUCAAGCUUUGCAGAAGAAGGCUCAAUGUGGCAACUGGAGCGGCGGGGGAGCGGGCAGCGGCGGUGGGGAGUGCAGCACGCUGCAGAGCGACUCUACACAUCUUACUGUAGUCGCCGGAUCAGAGCACGCUCCUCAUACAGACUCCGAUGAUGACCUCAACCAGAUACGCGCCGCGCAUUAAACACG
Molecule: messenger RNA, 1487 nt
Organism: Papilio xuthus (Asian swallowtail)
Lineage: Eukaryota; Metazoa; Arthropoda; Insecta; Lepidoptera; Papilionidae
Product: transmembrane protein 198
Exons: 9
Coding region: 433-1482 (349 amino acids)
Cellular component (GO): plasma membrane
Source: RefSeq, a predicted model, not a curated record